Molecule: messenger RNA, 1128 nt
Organism: Exophiala dermatitidis NIH/UT8656
Lineage: Eukaryota; Fungi; Ascomycota; Eurotiomycetes; Chaetothyriales; Herpotrichiellaceae
Exons: 3
Coding region: 173-760 (195 amino acids)
Biological process (GO): Rho protein signal transduction
Cellular component (GO): cytosol; membrane; cytoplasm
Molecular function (GO): Rho GDP-dissociation inhibitor activity; protein binding
Source: RefSeq, a predicted model, not a curated record
CCUGAAUCGUGUCUGACCGCCUUGAAGCCCAGCCAGUCACACUCGGAACUCCUGAUUUGUUUCACUUGAAUCGUUUAUUACUUGACCUCUGAGCCGAGAAAUCGACAUCCCCAGCAAGGGCCGACGCUCGACUACUUUACACACACUCAACACUAGCAAUCCUGUGCGAACAAUGGCGGAUGAUCUUGCAGCAGACAAAACCCCAGGUUUCCAGGUGGGGAAGAAGAAAACACUGGAUGAAUAUCAGAAACUAGACCAAGAGGACGAGGCCUUGAACAGAUGGAAGGCUUCUCUUGGCCUGGCCACUGGCAAGUCAAUUUCCGACCCCAAUGACCCUCGGCUGUGCAUCAUCAAAUCUCUUGCUCUGGAAGUGGAAGGACGCCCCGACAUCACAAUCGACCUGAGCCAACCAGGCGCACUGGAGACGCUAAAGAGCAAACCAUUCACCAUCAAAGAGGGCUGCAGAUACCAAAUGAAGGCUGUUUUCGUCGUUCAGCACCAGGUCCUAUCAGGCCUCAAAUACAUCCAGGCCAUCAAACGAAAGGGUAUCCCGCUUGGCAAGGACCAGGAAAUGAUUGGCAGCUACCCUCCCAAUACCGUCGACAAACCCACAUACACCAAGAAGUUUGCUCCGGAAGAGGCUCCUUCGGGUAUGAUGGCCCGGGGUCAUUAUGACGCGGUCUCCCGUUUCGUGGAUGACGAUGAUGUUACCCAUCUCAAAUUUGAGUGGUCAUUCGACAUUGCCAAAGACUGGAAAUGAUCGCGCGGCGAAUGGCCAAAGUGGAGGCCCUUCCCACUUGGAAUAUGGGCACUUUCUAGUGGAGCGCUGUUCCUCUGUUCGACAAUAUACGCCGAGGGAAAGUCUGCCAGCAACAUAGUUCGCAGCUGCCUAGACAUAUGGCGCGAAUGGGGGAAUGUAGCGGGUAGAGAGUGCUCAAUGAUACAGACGACUCAACGACUAGAGAAAAUAUUCAAUUUGAGGCCCUUGACCAUCCUUGCCUUGGCUCUGUUGCUGUUGCUGACUUUGCUCAUUUCGAUGAACGUUAUUCUCCGGAGCGGCGUCAAAAAUAUUGAAAUAUCGAUCUCCCGCAUCGCUUACUUCGAGGACACUGGCCAGGUUCCCACAAC